Molecule: messenger RNA, 195 nt
Organism: Clunio marinus
Lineage: Eukaryota; Metazoa; Arthropoda; Insecta; Diptera; Chironomidae
Source: the annotation of a GenBank genome assembly
AUGGAUAUUACUCGAGCGGCACAAGCUUUCAGCUUGAAUUCCUAUAGCUUGUCUUCAGCAGAUUUCGUGAGAUUCUGCCCUGUAGCGUUGAAAAAACGUCCUACCCGCAUCCGUGAAGGAAAAUUAAGCGGUUUUCAAGGCAUUUUUGGCGGAAUCUCCGCUUGUGCCGCUCGGGUUAUUUGGGCAUUAUUUUAA